Messenger RNA from Lodderomyces beijingensis, 867 nucleotides. Lineage: Eukaryota; Fungi; Ascomycota; Pichiomycetes; Serinales; Debaryomycetaceae. The record is from the annotation of a GenBank genome assembly.
AUGUCUCAGGAAGUACCGAAAUCGCUCACUUCGGUGAGACACGUGAUCCUCAUUCUAUCAGGCAAAGGAGGUGUCGGUAAGUCGUCGGUGACAACCCAAACAGCAUUAACGUUAGUCAACAAAGGAUUCAGCGUGGGCGUGCUAGACAUCGACCUCACAGGCCCCUCACUUCCGCGCAUGUUUGGGGUUGAAGCCAAACAAGUACACCAAUCUACAAAAGGGUGGGUUCCAGUGCAAGUCUACCCGGAAACGAGCCACGGCAAGGGCAGUCUCAAGCUCAUGUCGCUUGGGUUUCUCCUUGGCGACAGGGGAAACUCGGUGGUGUGGAGAGGACCGAAAAAGACCGCCAUGAUCAAGCAGUUUCUCCGCGAUGUCAUUUGGGAAGGCGGCGCUAGUGGCGAGCCUCUCGAUUAUCUACUUAUCGACACUCCACCCGGCACAUCGGAUGAACACAUUGCCAUCGCGGAGGAGUUGAGGUACGCGCAGCCUAUCGACGGGGCGAUAAUCGUCACUACACCGCAGCAAGUUGCCACUGCGGAUGUGCGCAAGGAGAUCAAUUUCUGCAGAAAAGUCAAUUUCGAGAUUUUGGGCAUUGUGGAAAACAUGUCGGGGUUCAUAUGUCCCCACUGUUCCGAGUGUACUAAUAUCUUUUCCAGUGGUGGUGGACGGGAGUUGGCGCAGAGCUUGGACUUGAGCUAUUUGGGGAAUAUACCUAUCGAUCCGCUGUUUGUGGAAAUGAUUGAGCUACAAGAGGACAGCGAGGGCAAGAGGUUGAUUGAUUUGUAUCAAGGGCUGGACUUGAGGCCGAUCAUGAAUGAUAUCAUCGAAAAGAUCUUGCAAAAGGGUCUACCUUCGAGGAUACCGUAG